This is a messenger RNA of Vanessa atalanta (red admiral), 861 nucleotides long. RefSeq names its product fatty acid-binding protein-like. Gene Ontology annotation, biological process: fatty acid transport. The record is from RefSeq and is a predicted model, not a curated record. Gene Ontology annotation, molecular function: fatty acid binding. Gene Ontology annotation, cellular component: cytosol; nucleus. The transcript has 5 exons. Bases 289 to 702 code for a protein of 137 amino acids. Lineage: Eukaryota; Metazoa; Arthropoda; Insecta; Lepidoptera; Nymphalidae.
UUUGGAUGAUAUCAACCAAUUAUUUACUAAUAAUAAAAUCUUUCUGGAAUGCAAAAUAUCAAAACUCUAAUUUGUAACUGUAAUACAUAGAUUUAAAUUUAGUGACAUUUAAAAUUAGCAUACACGAUAGCGAGGUGGGCGAGGAAACCUGCUCUUUGAUCUAUAAUUUCAAAUAUUCUUGAAAAGCCAAUAAUAUGUAAAUUAUUUUAAAUAUCAGCUUGAUAACAAAUAUAGACUUCUUUAGGAUUCAAGCCGCAAUCUCUUGUGUUAAAUUAAAUAACAGUAAAAAUGCCCUCAAUACCUGGAAAGUAUCAACAUUAUAAAAAUGAAGACAUUGAUGACUAUUUCAUAGCAGUAGGUGUACCUUUCAUGGGAAGGAAAAUGAUGGCAAUGUCUUCACCUCUAAUGGAAAUAACAAUGGACGGUGAUAAUAUGGUUAUUAAAAAUUCGUCAUUGCUUCGAACAGUGGAAAUGAAAUUCAAAUUGGGCGAGGAGUAUGAAGAACGUAUGCCUAAUACAACUAUUAAGAGUAUUACUAAACUUCUUAAUGACCAUGAACUUGAAACUUUAUCUACUAUUCCUGAGAGUGGUGCUAAGUGCGGAAGAAAUUAUUUAUUUACGGAUGAUGAAUGUGUUAUAACUUUGACCCAUGACAAGGCACAAACACCAGGUAAAAGAUACUUUCGUAGAGUGACUUCUUAAACAUUUGAAUUAUUUAUAGGAAUCUUAAAUUGAAGCAUGCUGUGAGAUCAUUUUAUUGAUUAAAUAUAAUUGGUUAUUGGAAUAAAAAGCAAUUUUAUACUUAUUUAUGUUUAUAAGUUAUAUUUUUAUUGUUGUAAUAUUUUUAUAAUUUUUUAAUAA